AAGAAGAGCAAAGAUGACUUACUUAAAGUUGUUUGUGCUAUUUCUUGUAGUGGUUAUUCUUAUCACAACUUCAUCCAAUGCCCAAUACAAUGAGGAUGACAAGCUACAAGUCACUCCCAUAAGACACGAAAUUUACAAGCCAUCAAUGUUUAUACCACCAUUAACUAAGCCAUGGCUACCACCAUUUCCCAAGCCAUGGCUACCACCAUUUUACAAGCCGCCAUUUCUUCCUCCUAUUGUAGUGAGACGACCACCACCUCCACCUCCGAAGAAUCCGCCACCACCCCCACCGCAGAAGAAUCCGCCACCACCGCCACCUCAGAAAAAUCCUCCACCACCGCCACCUCAAAACAAACCACCGCCACCGCCCCCAACUCAGAAGAAUCCGCCACCACCGCCACCUCAGAAAAAUCCUCCACCGCCGCCACCUCAAAAAAAUCCACCGCCACCACCCCCACCUCAAAAAAAUCAACCACCAACACCAACUCCAACACCACCUAGAAAAAGUCCGCCACCAACACCAUCACCAACUCUAACACCAGCUCCAACUCCAACGCCAACACCAACACCAACACCAACACCAACGCCAACGCCAACGCCAACACCACCUAGAAAAAGUCCGCCACCAACACCAUCACCAACUCUAACACCAGCUACAACUCCAACGCCAACACCAACACCAACACCAACACCAACGCCAACACCAACGCCAACGCCAACGCCAACACCAACACCAACACCAACACCAACACCAACACCCCCUGGAAAGAAUCCACCACCAACUCCAACACCAACACUAGGUCAAAGCAACCCCCCUCCAGCACCUUUACCGAGUCAAAACAGUGCACCACGAACACCACCAACUCAGAACAAUCCACCACCAACACCUACACCUGGUAAGCCCAACCCUUUUCCAGCACCUUCACCGGGUCAAAUCAAUCAUUCGCAAGCACCACCUCAACAUAAUUCACCACUAGCACCAUCACCGGGUAAAAACAAUCAUUCGCCUGCACCACCGCCUAUGAAUAAUCCACCGUUAAUAUCGUCACCUCAAAAUAAUCCACCACUAGCCCCACCACCAGGACAAAACAAUCCUCCACGAGCACCACCACCUCAGAACAUUCCAUCAUUAGCCCCAUCACCAGGACGAAAUAAUCCUCCACGAGCACCACAACCUUUGAACAAUCUACCACCAUCACCAUCACCAAGUCAUAGCAACCCUACUCCAGCACCUUCACCAGGUCGAAACAAUCCUCAACGAGCACCACCAUCACCAUCACCAAGUCGGAACAAUCCACCGCCACCAACAUCAUCAAGUCAGAACAAUCCACCGCCACCCCAGCCAAACAAUCGACCGCCACCACCUUUACCUAGUCAAAACAGUCAUCCACCACCACCAUCACGUGGUUGGAACAAUCCCCCACAAGUUCCACUACCUCAGAACAUCCAUCCACCACCACCUCCACCAAAUCUGAAUAAUCCUCCUCCACCACCUUUAGUAAGUCGAAAAAAUCCUCCCCCACCACCAUCCCCAGGUCGAAACAAUCUUCCUUCACCACCACCACCACCAAGUUUGAACAAUUUGCGACCACCCCCACCAAUUAUCCAUAAAAAUUGAGUCAAUAUGAGCUAGAUGAUUCCUUGAAAUAAGAGUUGUCAAAACUUAGUUGUCAACAGCUUCUAAUAUGAUCGAUUACCUAUAUAAUACUAUAUAUUAUAUAAAUAUAGUAAUAUAUAACUGCUUUUGUAACUGCUUUAAUGAAAUUUGGUUUCCUCUUGCAA
Malus domestica (apple) is the source of this 1782-nucleotide messenger RNA. Its product is annotated as proline-rich extensin-like protein EPR1. The record is from RefSeq and is a predicted model, not a curated record. NCBI's taxonomy places the organism in Eukaryota, Viridiplantae, Streptophyta, Magnoliopsida, Rosales, Rosaceae.